GACUGUGCGGAAGCUGAUGAGCAGGUAGUCACCGGAGCCGAUAGCUGCUGCUGCUCUGAAACAACUGAAAUAUUUAUAAGUAAAAGCGUCUCCGAGUGCAGGUCAAAGUAACUCCCGAAGGAAUAUGGACGAAGACGUGCUGACGACUCUGAAACUGUUGAUAAUUGGCGAAAGCGGAGUCGGAAAGUCCAGUCUCCUCCUGAGGUUCACGGAGGACACUUUUGAUCCAGAGCAGUCAGCCACAAUAGGUGUUGACUUCAAAGUAAAGACUCUGGCUAUAGAUGGGAACAAAGCAAAGCUCGCCAUAUGGGAUACAGCUGGACAGGAACGGUUUCGCACCCUGACACCCAGCUACUACCGCGGUGCACAAGGAGUCAUACUUGUAUAUGAUGUCACAAAGCGUGACACAUUUACAAAGCUCGAAAACUGGCUGAACGAACUGGAAACCUACACAACACGCAACGACAUUGUAAAAAUGCUGGUUGGGAACAAAAUUGAUAAGGACGACCAUGAAGUGGACAGAAAUGAGGGGUUGAAGUUUGCUAGAAAACACUCUAUGCUUUUUAUUGAGGCCAGUGCAAAAACCAAAGACGGCGUCCAGUGUGCCUUUGAGGAGCUCGUGGAGAAAAUCCUCCAGACUCCAGGGCUUUGGGAGAGUGAAACCCAGGGUCAGAAGGUCCGUCUGGGGGAUCAGGAUCAGGCCAGGGCUGGGGCAUGUGGAGGAUACUGCUCCAUACCCUGAAACUGGACUGUACAAACAAAAAAAAGCACCAACCUGAUAGGAAUGACUACGGACCAGAAACAGAAAGGAUGAGAGAGAAAGAGAGUGACAGGUGGAAGUGGAUGAAUACUUUUUUUAACGAAAAAGUAAAUCGUCGGAAUAGUUUUGUCGGUGAAAAAAAACAUUGCUGUUUGCACACUUCUUUUUCAACCAUCAGCUGUAUUGUGUCACAACUUUCUGUUCAAAACAUGAAUGAAAGAAUCAGGCAGAAGUAGCCUCUCGUCUGAGGACGUCUAGUAUUUUAAAUUAACUUAACCAUGCCAAGUAUGUGAGCAUAUGUCUGGUUUAAAUUUAUCUUAUUGGCAACGGUGAUCCAGUUGCACAUUAAGACAUCAGGUUACUAGCAUAGUGCCUAUAACACAAACCAAUUUGUCGGCUACAGCCUGUCAAAUUGUAUUCAGAAUAAUUAAUUCUAAUCAAAACUGAAGGUCUCCUCAAUCCUUUUCUCACAGGAAAAAGCCUUCUUAUGCUUCUUAUGCUUUCUGCAAAGUACAAAGUGUUUGACUAUACACAUAAUAGGAAGCUUUAUUAAAUGCACACUACACAGUUUGGAUUGAGGAUGGGGGCAGAAGUGACUUGAUGUGGAAUGUGUGACCUCCAUUUACCAUCUAGCCAGAACACUGUGAAAACUCCCAAAGACCCCAGUUACUGACACCAGUUUAUCUCCACGGUCAACACUAGACCUGUUUGUUUGAUUUCCAUUCAAUUCUGUGCUUCAGAAUGUAUAGAUGCUUUCAAAUGUACUGACAUCCCGUCUUUAUUCUUCUUAGCUCAGAAAAUGGUGAAGAUCCUUGUAUUGUAGGGUUGUUUUUCUUUGCAACCAGACCAGUCCUCGUCUUUGCAUGUGUGAUCCAGACCAUCACUUCCAGAGCUAUAAGGUUUACAGUAUCAGGAGCUCUUGCAAUAAAGUUUCCAUUUUACUCACUGCUCUUUUAAAAAUGGCAAGUAAAUAGCCUCAACUUUGACCUUGUUAUCCAUAUUUUUUCCCAUUUUUUUGUAGUUUCUGUCUGGUGUAGUCCAUUUUAUGUUUCAGUGACUUAUUAAAGGCAUUUCUCAUGCAUAGUAUGAGAACAUUCCCAGAAGCUCUGUUCCUUACUAUCUCCAGUAUAUUAAUGAUUUGAUGUAUUGUUUCUUAUUUAACCUUUUCCCGCUGCUUUUCCUUGUGCUUUUUUCCCUGUCGCUUUUGCUGUGAAUCUGUUUUAGUCAUAUACAGCAAUAUGUUAAAUCAACAUCUGCCUUAAUCCUGAAAGACGCUUGCAAGAGUUAUGGUCAAUUAACGUUUGAAUUGUUUCAAACUGAAAUAAAUGACAACCUCAA
Messenger RNA from Amphiprion ocellaris (clown anemonefish), 2098 nucleotides. Its product is annotated as ras-related protein Rab-18-B. Bases 125 to 742 code for a protein of 205 amino acids. Gene Ontology annotation, molecular function: GTPase activity; GTP binding. The transcript is spliced from 7 exons. NCBI's taxonomy places the organism in Eukaryota, Metazoa, Chordata, Actinopteri, Pomacentridae. The record is from RefSeq and is a predicted model, not a curated record.